Molecule: messenger RNA, 504 nt
Organism: Suillus subalutaceus
Lineage: Eukaryota; Fungi; Basidiomycota; Agaricomycetes; Boletales; Suillaceae
Exons: 3
Coding region: 1-504 (167 amino acids)
Source: RefSeq, a predicted model, not a curated record
AUGCCUAUCGUAAUCGACUCUGUUAAUAUGCUUGAGGAUGUCAUUCUCCUCGAUAUUGACAAUGUUGUUCCUUCAUGGAACACAUACUGCUUUGCACUGGAUAUCCACUCUCCUGGAUGCAAGAGAAUUGUUUUAUGCUUCAGAGAUGCCCAGAUACUCAAGUUGAAAAAUGGUAAGGAUGAGGAAGACAACUCACCAGUAUCGGAAGACAAGGAAGAACAGUUGGUGGUCGAGACAUUGGAAGACGAGUCCGAAGAGGAAUUGGUGGUCAAGAAAGAGGAAGAAGAAGACAAGUGUCCCCAGGCCAUUCCUCUCAGCGCCUCUCCAUGUAACCUCCUUAGCAGGCGCCUCGAAAACCCCAACCCAGAUCCAGACAAUCCCACUGCGCCUUGGUGCUAUCUCCUGCAUCCAAUUGGUCCAUCCCAUCUUAGUGCCAAAGCGGAGAAAAGAGAUGCUGACGAGCAGGAGCUCCAGCAGAGGUUCACAAAGUGGCGUAAAGUUUAA